GAGCGGUGAAGCGUUGGUUGCAGUUCGUAGAGUUGGAAAUGUGAAAGCAAGAAGCAGGCUUUAUUUUUUUCCCUCUCUCCCUUCUCUCUGUCUCUCCUUUUUUUCUUUUCAUACACACGGACACAACCAUCACGCGUACACGGACACACAUAGAGUCUUCAUACACCCCCACACAUACACAAACACACAUACACGCACUCACACACAUCAGCACAUACAUAAACACGCUGACUUGUAACAGUUAUCCAAACAUACACUCAUACCUCACAAAUUCAAGAUAAACACCAGAUAUGUAUUCGCCGCUAUGUCUAACACAGGAUGAAUUCCAUCCUUUCAUUGAAGCGCUGCUGCCACACGUGCGAGCCUUCGCGUACACUUGGUUCAACCUGCAGGCCCGCAAGAGGAAGUACUUCAAGAAGCACGAGAAGCGUAUGAGCAAAGAGGAGGAGCGCGCUGUCAAGGACGAGCUGCUGAGCGAGAAGCCAGAGGUCAAGCAGAAGUGGGCCUCGCGACUCCUCGCCAAGCUGCGCAAGGACAUCCGGCCCGAGUUCCGCGAGGACUUUGUCUUAACUGUCACCGGCAAGAAGCCGCCGUGCUGCGUGCUGUCCAAUCCCGACCAGAAGGGCAAGAUGAGGCGGAUCGAUUGCCUCCGUCAGGCCGACAAAGUGUGGCGCCUGGACCUGGUCAUGGUGAUUUUGUUCAAAGGUAUUCCACUGGAAAGCACGGACGGCGAACGGCUGGUUAAGUCCCCGCAGUGCUCGAACCCGGGACUGUGCGUGCAGCCACACCACAUAGGAGUUUCAGUGAAGGAGCUCGAUCUCUACUUGGCCUACUUUGUGCAUGCUGAAGCAACACAUUCUGAGAGUCCAAACCAACCCAAUGAGUCCGACAUCAAGGAUCAGCCAGAAAAUGGUCAUCUGGGAUUCCAGGACAGUUUUGUCACCUCUGGGGUAUUCACCGUGUCAGAGCUGGUCCGCGUCUCACAGACUCCCAUCGCUGCAGGGACGGGACCCAACUUCUCCCUGGCCGACCUGGACAGCUCCUCCUACUACAGCAUGAGCCCUGGAGCCAUGAGGCGACCCUUACCCAGCACCUCAUCCAGCAGCUCUGCGAAGCGUAUUAAGUGCAUUGAGGACGAAGUGGACAGUCCAGGCGAGGAGUCCUACUACCCUGGGCAGGGACGUUCACCGGGCAGCGGCAGCCAAGCCAGCAGCUGGCACGAGGUGGAGCCAGCUGGAUAUAAACUGCGUGGCUCGCUAGCUAGUUCGUUCAUCUCAAGACAAGGGAUGCCAUCGCCUACCACAUUAAAGAAGUCAGAGAAGUCUGGUUUCAGCAGCCCCGUGCCUGCGCAGAGCAUCUCCCCUCGAACGGCUUUUACACAUCAUCAUCGGCCUGUCAUUACAGGACCCAGAGCAAGUCCCCAUGCCACGCCUUCUAGUCUGCAUUUCCCGACGUCGCCCAUCAUCCAGCAGCCAGGCUCCUACUUCUCUCACCCGGCCAUUCGCUACCAUCCACAGGAGACCUUGAAGGAGUUUGUCCAACUUGUCUGCCCUGACAGUGGUCAGCAAGCGGGCCAGGUGGGCUUCCUUAAUCCCAACGGCAGCAGUCAGGGGAAGGUGCACAACCCGUUCUUGCCCACCCCGAUGCUGCCCCCACCACCACCCCCUCCCAUGGCACGGCCCGUGCCCUUGCCCGUGUCAGACUCCAAACCGCCCUCCACCUCCACCGAGGGAGGGGGCAACUCCCCCACCUCGCCAACUUACUCCACGCCGAGCACGUCCCCAGCUCAGCGCUUUGUCAGUGUGGGCCCCCGAGACCCCAGCUUUGUAAAUAUCCCUCAGCAGCCUCAGUGGUACCUGGGCUAAAGAUUCUGGACUCUCACCACCCUUCAGAGGAACCCCUUUGCCCCAAAACGAGUGCAACCUGCAAACCGUGUUCACCUGUCUACCUGUACACCUGUCUGACAGAGAGAAGUCCCCCACCCCUUGCAUCUGACAGACGCAUGGCUACAGCAGAACACAAACCACCGUUCCUGCCCCUCAGAAAAAAAAAGGAAAUCUACUUAUGCUUACAUACAUGCGCUAUAUAUAUAGAUAUAUAUAUAUAGCCCAUAUAUAUUACUGCAUAUGUAUGGUUUAUAUAUUAUAUUUAUAUAUAGUAGCAGGCCAACUCAACAGGAGGUGCUACAUCUCCAUGGGAGAGCAACAAUAUAUAUUCUUUUUUUUUCCUUUUCUUUUUUUUGAAAAGUGCACGUUUAUUAGCAUUUUCUUUUAGUCCUCUUCUAUCGCUUGGAGAAGGACAACAUGUUGUGACAUAAUCAAUCAUUUCCUCAGCUGGUGACUAUAGCUGAUUUGACACACAGGUCACCAGGCAGAACUCGUCCCGCUUUUGCUGUUUGUGUGUGUAUGUGCGUGUGUGCGUGUGUGCGUGUGUGUGUGUGUGUGUGUGCGUGUGUGCGUGUGUGUGUGUGUGUGUGUGUGUGUGUGUGUGUGUUUGUGCUUACUUGAGACCUGUACAGUUUGGGGCUCCUGUUUCUCCCUCUGUUUUCCCAUCAUAGAACAUCCUGAACUGUCUGAUUCUCUUGCUCUGCUGGGCUUGUGCACUGGUUAGAGUGCAGAGGUUUGCUGAAAUGUUUCUUAGACCUCUCUAGGCCAAACUGCCCCCUACUCACAUAGCCCUAAGGACUGUCAGAGCACUCAAUACACCCCUACUCCCACCAUACUCCUGACCACUGGCCAUCGCUAAGCUGUGCAUGGAGGAGGGAAGCCAUCCUUUCUUCAGAGCCUUUUCAUGGACAUAUCACAGCGAUUACAAACAUCCCAGUAAACCAGAGACAAGGACUUCCUACUUUUCCCUGGGAUGUGGGGCAGGGGAUGAGAGGACAAUUUAGGUUGAUGUUUUUGAUAUCGGUCAAAUCAGGUGAAAUUACACAAGCUUUGAGAGGCUACACAGUGUAUUUUGACAGGAGGGUUUUUGUUAGAAAGGAAAAAAAAAACAUCCUGUCGUGGAGGUAUGUUCAUAUUUCAUAUUUGUUUUUGUAUAAAAGUUAUUUCAGUUAUUUCAACAUAUAUCCUACUAAAGGUCUGUAUGAUCAGUAAAGCCAAGGGUGGAGAAAAGGGUGAAGCGUUACCAGAAGCUGGAAGCAUGGUAUUAAGGUAAACAGUAGAUUACUGAAGUGAGGAAAGUGCAAUUUUUCAGAUAGCUGUUGGAAUUUUAAAUAUCUGCAUAAGAUUGUUAAAAAGUAUAUACAUAUGUAUAUAUACUUUUCUCAUAAGUAUAUAUAUAUAUUCAUAUAUACAUACAGUAUAUAUAUAAUUUUUUUCCUUCCUAGUCCAUUUACACCUCCAGGACUCUAAAAUAUUGGGGUACAAAAAGAAAGUGUAGAACAAAUUAACCUUGUGAGAAAAGGGGAGUUGUACUUUUACAUUGUUGCUGUUUUAAUUGUUUGUUUAUUCAUUGUGUAAAUUUGUUGGUAGAACAGAGAAAAUCCCUUUAAGAGAUUUUGUCAUUUAAACAAUCAAUUUUUAAAAGCAUUCGGAGCCGCUACAAAGUACGUACAUAGUACGAAGUAUGUAAAUGGCUGUGUUAGCUCAUUAGAAAACAAAAAUGCUUAGCAAUUAACUUAUUUUAACAAAGCACAUAAUUUUUACAAGAAAGGUUUUUCUUUUCAAUUUUCACAUCAGGCAAAAUCAAGAAUGUGGGCAAAUUUUGAACAUCAUCAUCAGAAAUUUUCUCAUUUUGAUUAAAUUUUCAGUUUUAUCAUCUAAACAAGCAUCAUGAACAAAAUCAAGACAUCCACUAAUGUAAAAAAAUACUCAUUUUGAGGCUUGGGUUAAGGCCAGGGCUUAAUAACAGAUAGGUAGCAUAAAUACUUUCUUAAUAACCUCUAAAAAAAGAUAGAAAACAUGAACACCACAUCGGACUAGAAUGCAACCAGAUGAGCGAAGCUUUUCCAUUGCUUCGUAAGCAGUGAACUUUUUUCUCCUUGUUUAAUUUCUUGAUUUUGUUUUAUGUUUCCUAUACUACACAUAUAUACAUGACCGACACAUUCAUUGUCAAUCUCAAUUUAGUAAAAACAAAAAAAAACGUCAAAAAAUCUGCAUGUUCUAGUGUUAGUGGCAAAUUUUUACAUAAGUAUUGUAGAGUUAGUGUGAGCUAAGACACAAUAUUGUAAUCCUGACAUAAGGCACUUGCCAACAGACAAUUCAUUGGCCCCCUGCUGUCCUUUACCAUCAGUCAGAUUGAGAUAUCUCUGACAAUUUUUGGUUCUCAACCUUUCUGGAUUUUUACCUUCAUUUGUUCAAAUUUUGUUUCUUUAAAAUAUGUAUUUCAUUUUCUGUUCUCAAAUUGCACGAAUUCUAUAGUUCCUCAUAAAUGUGCCUUGAGCAAUGGUCUAGUCAUGAGUUGUUGCACAAGUUCCUCUGUGGAGAAUCUCAUAUUUUCCUUUAGGCUCAUUCUCACCUUUACGAUCAUGGAUGUGUCUAGUGAUGGUGGUGAAGAUGAUGCUGCCAGUUUUAAAGCUCAGUACUAUUCUUCCCGUCUCAGCCCUCUCGGUCCUAGAACAUAGCCUCCAUACAGGUCUUCCUCAACAACGGACAGGUGACUGACCUUAGUCAGAUUACUGUCAGUGGAGCAGACCAUGAUCUUGAAACAUACUGGCACAAAGCCUACUCCCCGUCUCACUAAAAAGCAGUGUUCCUGUGCUUUCUCUGUGCACAUUGCACAACCUACAGUAUGCCUGUCUGGCUCUGCACUUGGACAAGUCUAUCACAGUAGAAACCCCCUUUCUGUAGGAUUCAUCAUUCAAAUAUCUCCCUGCGCAUCCCCUUUUUGUCUGUGUUAACACUAACGCACCAGUGUUUAUGAAUAUUGGUGUGAUUUCUACAUAGAAAUCUACGUUUGCGUCAGAUUUUGUUUUUGGAUUGUCUAAUUUUUACAACUUGUUUUGUUUUUGUUCCCAGAAAUUAACUAUGAGAAAAGCUAAAAAAAAAAAACAAUAUGCAAUACUUGCUUGCACUCUUCACUAGUCAUUUUAUUAUGUUGCAUUCUGGCUUUGUCAUUAUUAUUAUUAUUAUUAUUAUAAUUAUUAUAUUAGUAUUAUAUUAUUAUUUGUAUUAUUAUUAUUAUUAUUAUUAUUAUUAUUAUUACUUUUUUAACCAAAGUUAGUGUUGCACUUGAUUGGCUGCAGAGCCAGUUGUCAGCUUGUCUGACACCCCAUCCCACCCUCAGUCCCAUCAUGGAAGAGCCUGACGUGGUUGUGUCCAUUCAGCCUUUACGGAUAUCCAGUUUCCUUUAUACCUAAUGGUAAAGCUGACCAUAAAUGAUUUGUUUCAAUUACCUUUUAGUCACAUGUGAGCCUUAAACAAGGAAACUUCCUCUUCAUCACAAAAAUAACACACUUUCAAAGCAAACUAAUGACGUCCAGGAGGAAGUAAUCGCCCACAUUUAUGUACAUUUUUAACAAACUUCCAAGCUAUUUUAAUUGUUUACCUGUUUCCUGUCUACAACAUAUAUCAUUUACAAAAAAAAUCAUUUUGAAUAUGGGGACGUUUUCCCCAGAUGUCUGAUGUGAUGGUUUGACAGUUACACAUGCGUGGGUUGUGCUUUUUUCUAGUGUGACAGUUUUGUUUUGUUGUUGUUCUUGCCUACCCUUUAGACAUGAGUUGGGCAUUACUUUCUUAAUUAUCUGCACUAAAUAAAAACUAAAUGACAAUUGUGAAAAAUUCUUAGGAAUAUAAAUGGCCUUAAUGGCCUAAAAGUGCGAAGGGAAAAAUAAUUGCACGGACAUUUUGUGUCACUAAAGCAGCCUAUCAUCUAAUCAGUAAGAUUUGGCUGUGUGUGUAAGAUAUGACAAAAUUGCACCCUUUUUAAAGAAAGACAAAAGAAAAGGAAUAUAAAAGCAAUAGUUUGGGCAGUUCAUUUUGUUCUUGUGUUUGUGUGUGUUAUUUUAGUUUGGGAAAUAGGAAUAGCGGAGUGCAUGGAAAGAGACGACAAACAAACAAAGAGGCGUGUAACUGAGCAGAAAAGAGCAGAGAGGCCAACAGGGCAGAAGCACCUGACUGUGGGAGAUAUGUUGUUUGUAUGUUGUAUAGUUUUAUUAAUUACACUGAUUUUAAAGCUGCCCUAUUUUAUAAUGCAAGAUUUUUUGUAACAUUGAUUAAAUGAGGAAAAAACUAGUGUUGUGAAUUUUCUGAUUGUUUGUAUUAAGGCCACAUUAAUAGAGUUGUUUUUUGUUUCCUUUGUUUGUUCUCGGGGAACUGGAUUUAAGUUGAAAACUUUCCUGUUCUUCUUUUUUUGUUUUGCUUUCCUUUUUGUAUGUAUUUAAAGACUUUUCUCUUUUUUUCAGUGGUAUGGAAUAUCCCUGUACUUGAAAAGUAUAGGGAAAUGAGGUGAAAACCCUAUUGUAAAUGGAUGUGACAAGUAUGCUGUAUGUUUUGAAGGUUAUUUGUUGCAUCAGUGUUGAUAAAGAUAAAUCCACAGUAGGUAACUCUGAGGAUGUUGGUAAGGAAAAAGAGUGUUUUUUGCAUUUAAAAAAUUAGUUUAGGCAGAAGACAAUAACAUAGACAGCCAAAGGAUGCCCCUAUUAUAAGUGCAUCUAGGCAUCUUUUUUGUGUUCACCAUUCCAUGCAGGAAAAAAAUAAACAGCUUGAUAUGCAA
This is a messenger RNA of Sardina pilchardus (European sardine), 6657 nucleotides long. RefSeq names its product nuclear factor I/A (gene nfia). The coding region runs from base 291 to 1865 and encodes 524 amino acids. Gene Ontology annotation, molecular function: RNA polymerase II cis-regulatory region sequence-specific DNA binding; DNA-binding transcription factor activity, RNA polymerase II-specific. Lineage: Eukaryota; Metazoa; Chordata; Actinopteri; Clupeiformes; Clupeidae. Gene Ontology annotation, biological process: regulation of transcription by RNA polymerase II. The record is from RefSeq and is a predicted model, not a curated record. The transcript is spliced from 12 exons. Gene Ontology annotation, cellular component: nucleus.